This is a messenger RNA of Lotus japonicus, 807 nucleotides long. RefSeq lists its product as uncharacterized. Bases 1 to 807 code for a protein of 268 amino acids. Lineage: Eukaryota; Viridiplantae; Streptophyta; Magnoliopsida; Fabales; Fabaceae. Gene Ontology annotation, molecular function: protein dimerization activity. The record is from RefSeq and is a predicted model, not a curated record. The transcript is spliced from 2 exons.
AUGAAAGAACUUAUGGGAAUUUGUGACAAACUUUGUCAAGCUUUACAAAAAAAGACUCAAGACAUCUUGAAUGUUAUUUGUUUGGUGUCUACCACAAAAUCAUUAAUUCAAGAGUUAAGGGAUUUUGGUUGGGAUUCUCUUCUACAAAAUGUUAGAUCUUUUUGUGAUAGUCGAUCUAUUGAUGUUCCAGACAUGUGCUCUUCUUUCUCUGACAUAAUUCGAUCUCGUCGUCAAAAGGAUAAAGUGACAAUAAAGCACCAUUACCGUAAUGAUGUAUUUAAUGUUGUCAUUGAUUAUCAGUUGAAAGAAUUGAAUAACAGGUUCAAUGAGCAAGCAACUGAACUUCUUAAAUUGAGUACAGCUUUAGAUCCUAAGGAUUCAUUCAAGUCAUUUAAUGUUGAGCAUAUUUGCAGUCUUGUUGAGAAAUUCUAUCCUUCGGAUUUUUCUGGCCAAGAAAAGAUUCAGUUACCAUAUGAAUUGCAACAUUAUGAAUUUGAUGUGAUCAAAGAUGUCAAUUUUCAGAAUUUGUCCACUAUUGGUGAAUUGUGUCAAAAGUUAGUUUUGACUCUUCCUGUAUCAUCAGCAACCAUUGAACGUGUUUUUUCAGCUAUGAAAGUUAUAAAAACAAGGUUGUGCAACAAGAUGGAAGAUGAUUUUCUCACUGAUUACAUGGUUGUUUAUAUUGAAAAGGAAAUUCCUGAAAAAUAUAGCAGCGAUAUGAUAAUUGAUGAUUUUUACUCUAUGAAACAACGACGAGCACAACUUCAGCCUUCAAGUGUGAAGGUUUCAUCUUUAUCUACAAGGUAG